Messenger RNA from Salmo salar (Atlantic salmon), 2403 nucleotides. RefSeq names its product beta-secretase 1. NCBI's taxonomy places the organism in Eukaryota, Metazoa, Chordata, Actinopteri, Salmoniformes, Salmonidae. Gene Ontology annotation, molecular function: aspartic-type endopeptidase activity. Gene Ontology annotation, biological process: membrane protein ectodomain proteolysis; amyloid-beta metabolic process. Gene Ontology annotation, cellular component: trans-Golgi network; plasma membrane; endosome. The record is from RefSeq and is a predicted model, not a curated record.
UUUCCCAACUGAGGUUGUGCUUGCAAGGAGAUGCUCCGCUCAGUUACAAGAUGAUGCAGGAUUGAUGGAGGAGGUGGGUGAAUGCGGGAAGGUAGCGGAGAGAAUGCACAGAGGAGUGAUGCGGAUUAUGUUGGUCUAUUUGACUUGGAUUUUUGGUCGUGUGACAGAACGAUGAUCAGACGGGUAACGGGCCUCUAGAUUGUUGACAUUUGGACUACAGUCUUUUUUGGACAACCUCUAAUUCAGGCGUUCUAUGUUUUCAUUUAUUAUCGGCCUAUUUGCGCAAUUGUUGAUUUCAUAAUACUGAAUUUGAUUGUUUUGUGGACAACUAUAGGCUAUUGACACGUGGAUAUUUCUAUCGUUUAUCUAAGAUUUUGUAAAUUAUUGUUAUUUUUCUUAUAAGGUGUGGACAAGUUAUAUGGUCGCGGCAGCAAAGCGCUCGAUACGACAGCAUCUGUACACGGACAGAUCUUCAAAUCAAGGGAACUCCGCUGUAUUUUAAUAAAGAUGUCAACAUUAUUGCAUUAUGGCUGCAACUAUCAAUUGUUUUGCAGCAUCAGCGUUUGAUCUUGGUGCUAUAAACAACAAUUCUGUAGAAUUUCUAAUGAUGCCAAACCGAAAGGAGACGACCGAGCGCGCAAAUUAAGUGUCCUAAAAUAUAAAGCCUAAAAUAACAUUUCAAAAUGGAGGCACUUUGUCCUUGCUGGAUGGUAUUUUUAUGGACGAUUGUCGGCCUGUUUGUGGGUGUCAGCUUCGGCACCAACGAGGCUGAAGUUGAACCAAACACCUCUGGCCCACUGACUUUCCACUUCCCACUGCGGCAGGGCCCUCUCUCCGAAACCCAACCCUCGCCUGUGGCCCCGCAGCGCUUCUUGAGGGCUGCGCGAAGGCGCAGAGGGGUCAGGGGCAUCAAUUUCGUGGACAUGAUCGACAACCUCCGUGGGAAAUCUGGACAGGGCUACUACGUGGAGAUGGCAGUGGGUUCACCGCCACAGAAGCUGAAUAUUCUGGUGGACACAGGCAGCAGUAACUUUGCAGUUGGGGCAGCUGCUCACCCUUUCCUCUGCAGAUACUACCAUCGCUCACUGUCUAACUCCUACCGCGACCUUGGGCGCAGCGUCUACGUACCUUACACCCAGGGCCGCUGGGAGGGCGAGCUGGGCACUGACCUGGUGGCUGUGCCGCACGGCCCCAACGCCUCGCUCCGUGCCAACAUCGCUGCCAUUACCCAGUCGGACCGCUUCUUCAUCAACGGAUCAAACUGGGAGGGCAUCCUGGGCCUGGCCUACGCCGAGAUCGCCCGGCCUGAUGAGACGUUGGAGCCUUUCUUUGACUCGCUGGUGCGGCAGACCCCCGUGCCUAACCUGUUCUCCCUGCAGAUGUGUGGCGCAGGGUUCACCCAGAACUACAGCCUGGGCAGUGCCACCGUGGGUGGCAGCAUGAUCAUUGGUGGAGUGGAUUCUUCUCUCUAUGUUGGGGACCUGUGGUACACCCCGAUCCGCCGGGAGUGGUAUUAUGAGGUCAUCAUUGUGCGCAUUGAGGUCAAUGGUCAGGAUCUCAACAUGGACUGCAAGGAGUACAACUAUGAUAAGAGCAUUGUGGACAGUGGCACCACUAACCUCCGGCUCCCUCGUAAAGUGUUCCAGGCAGCCGUGAAGGCCAUUGAGGCAGCCUCGUCUACAGAGCAGUUUCCCUCUGGGUUCUGGUUGGGGGAGCAGCUGGUGUGCUGGCAGGCUGGCACCACCCCGUGGCACAUCUUCCCUGUCAUCUCGCUCUACCUAAUGAGUGAGAACCGCAACCAGUCCUUCCGCAUCUCUAUUCUCCCACAGCAGUACCUGCGACCCGUGGAGGACGUGGCCUCGGCCCAGGAGGACUGCUAUAAGUUUGCCGUGUCCCAGUCCAGCACAGGCACCGUCAUGGGUGCCGUCAUCAUGGAGGGCUUCUAUGUGGUGUUCGACCGCCAGAGGAAACGCAUCGGAUUUGCCGUCAGCACCUGCCAUGUGCACGAUGAGUUCCGUACGGCCUCCGUCGAGGGGCCAUUCCACGGCGUGGAUCUGGAGGACUGCGGCUACAACAUCCCGCAGACGGACGAGUCCACCCUCAUGACCAUUGCCUACAUCAUGGCGGGCAUCUGUGCCCUUUUCAUGCUGCCACUGUGCCUCAUGCUGUGCCAGUGGCGCUUCUCCCGCUGCCUCCGCCCACCUGGAGCUGGGGACUUCGCUGAUAAUAUCUCACUCCUCAAAUGAUAGAGGCAUGGAAAUACAGUACACAGGAGAGGCAAGCCUACCAGGAAUGGAGAUGAAGGCUUUUCUAAUUGUUGUUGAGGACGCAUCAGCCUCAUUGAGUAAUGCAGAAACAGAUUAACAUGCAGGAUGGUGUUGGUUGUGGCUUGGGAGGGUAGCA